Molecule: messenger RNA, 3912 nt
Organism: Dromiciops gliroides (monito del monte)
Lineage: Eukaryota; Metazoa; Chordata; Mammalia; Microbiotheria; Microbiotheriidae
Gene: CDC50A
Product: transmembrane protein 30A
Exons: 7
Coding region: 209-1333 (374 amino acids)
Biological process (GO): phospholipid translocation
Cellular component (GO): plasma membrane; Golgi apparatus; endoplasmic reticulum
Source: RefSeq, a predicted model, not a curated record
CCGCCUUCCCUUCCUUCGGCGCCCCAGCUGACGCCAGUUUCCGGUCAGUGGUCCCCGGCGCGAGGGCGUUCCGCCCCUUCCGCCCGGACAGCAGCGGCGGCUGCUCCUCCUCCUCCUCCUCCUCCUCCUGCCGGUCUCCUGUCACAUUCGGCGGCUACAUCCCCUCGGAGGCUCCUCCGCGUGACCGGGAGCCGAGCUCCAGGGGUUGAUGGCGAUCAACUACAACGCGAAGGAUGAGGUGGAUGGCGGGCACGGAUCGAGCCUGGUGGUGGGCAGCCAUGCGGGGCCCGGGAAUGCGAUUGGGGGCGGCGGGCCGAAGAGCCGACGACCGGAUAACACGGCCUUCAAGCAGCAAAGGCUCCCCGCCUGGCAGCCCAUUCUGACAGCGGGCACGGUGCUGCCGGCCUUCUUCAUCGUCGGCCUCAUUUUCAUCCCCAUCGGCAUCGGCGUCUUCGUCACCUCCAACAACAUCCGUGAAUAUGAGAUUGACUAUACUGGAACUGAUGAAAAAGAUCCCUGCCAUAAGUGUUUAUCCUGGAAUGAUACAAAACCCUGCAUUUGCGAAAUAGACUUCACAUUGCAACAACCAUUUGAGGGACAUGUGUUUAUGUAUUAUGGACUAUCUAAUUUCUAUCAGAAUCACCGUCGCUAUGUGAAAUCUCGAGAUGAUAGUCAACUAAAUGGAGAUCUUAACUCCUUAAAAAACCCAAGUAAGGAGUGUGAGCCCUAUCGCAAGGAUGAAGAUAAGCCAAUUGCUCCUUGUGGAGCUAUUGCCAACAGUAUGUUUAAUGAUACCUUAGAAUUGUUUCAGAAGAAUGAAAGUUCACUUAUCCGUGUUCCUCUGCAUAAGAAAGGUAUUGCCUGGUGGACAGAUAAAAAUGUAAAAUUCAGAAAUCCAGAUGGAGGUAACCUGUCUGAAGUUUUUAAAGGUACAACAAAGCCUAUAAACUGGCCUAGACCAGUGUAUGAAUUGGAUCUUGAAGAUGAUGAAAACAAUGGAUUCAUAAAUGAGGAUUUUAUUGUGUGGAUGCGUACUGCAGCAUUACCUACUUUCCGUAAGCUUUAUCGUCUGAUAGAGAAAAAGGGUGGAUUGCAUCCAACUUUACCCGUUGGACAAUACCUUUUGAGAAUCACAUACAAUUAUCCAGUACAUACUUUUGAUGGACGAAAACGGAUGAUCUUGAGCACCAUUUCAUGGAUGGGAGGAAAAAAUCCAUUUUUGGGAAUUGCUUACAUCACUGUUGGAUCCAUCUGCUUCCUUUUGGGAGUUGUACUGCUAGUAAUUCAUCAUAAAUAUGGAAACAGAAAUAAUAGUGCUGACAUUCCCAAUUAAUUUUGUAUUCUGAAAAGAAAUCUGCAUGUGCGUCAAGGCCAGUCCAACCCAGCCUCGCUGUUGAAUGCUAAAUGUCUGGUUAGUAUGUCAUUUCUGAAGCUGGCUGCAUAACACUUUUUUCCCUUAAUUUUUUAAAGAGUCUUGUCCCAUGCUUCUUCACUGUGGAUGACUUGUGAAAAUAUGACGGGUAUGAACAGAAAUUAGCUAUAGCUAUAUUGAUCAUAUCAACACUGUGACUGCUGAACUAGCUUCUUAUGUUUGCUUUUUUUUGGACAGGCCACAUGAUGUAUACAACCUCUUUCCCAUGUAAUGUUAUCUGCUGCUUUAAUGUUUGUGCUCUGUGGGUAAUAUUAUAUACAUACAUAAUGCUGUAUAAGUAUGCUUAUUGUAUGAAGAAAAGGAUAACAAGAUGUAUAAGAAUAUAUUAUGACUUGGUAUCCUUUCAGGAAUCAAAAGAUUAUGAGAAGAUAAAGCAAGCUAGAUCUAAAUAAAACAUUUCCUCUCUUUCAUAUGUUGUGUGUAUAGGCUUCAAGUACCAUCUUUGUUAAGGUGGUUAAUAUAUUCAAUUUAUCUAGUAGAGACCUAUUUCAAGCCUAGCUCCUCUGUAAUAGGACAUGUUUAACACACGUAGCAUAGGAAUAAAUUAUAAGUUAUGUCUAAAGAGAUUAGAACACUUACCUUUUGGACAGAAUUUUAAAUUAUUAUUUCCAUUUGUUUAAGUCAGUAUAGCCAGGUAUCCCAGCCAACUUUACAUGUUUCACAUCUUGGUCAUUUAUUUCCCUUGGAGCUUCCUCUUCAAAAGGGAAGAAAGAAGAGAAGCUGAAAUGAGAAAAUAAUACUCUUUGGUGGCAGAGCUAUACCUUCUGCCUAAGGAUAAACCAGGUUUAAAUACUCAAAGGCGGUUAAUAAUUUCAUUACGGGAGAUAUUUAGCACUGAGAAAUUUGCCUCACCAUUGGAAGUAUCUCAAACUAAGUUUAUUUUUACAGGUAAGUGUUUUGACUUGUGUAUUAAAGCUGUAGUCCAGAACACAUUAAGAAUAUUAAUCUUUUUACCUAGGAAUUAUUCCAUUUUCAUAGAUGUGAAGUAUGAGUGUAUGUUCAACCUCUUGUAUAAUUAAGAUGCCAAUUCCUUUGGUUGGUUUUCCUAGGAGUUAACUUUAAACAAAGUUCUUUAAAACUUACUGAUUAAAUUCUGAGGAAGAUUAUGCAUAUAAUAAAUUAUAAUGUAUAUGGUGGAGGUUAUUUUAUAUGCAGCUAUCUUGGUAAAUUAUACAUAUUCAAUAUUAAAUAAAUGCUGUAAUUUGUUAAUUAAACUUAUUCUUGAAGUGAAUGUAAAGUUAUUUUUUACAUGCAUGAAAAUGUAUGUUUUAAUUAAUAAGAAAAGAUGGCUUAAUUGAAUUCAAACUCUAUGUUUUUGUUUACUAAAUUUAAUCUUCAGUAUAUGUAUCUGUGCAUUUACAUAGAAAAAGGUAUGUUUAUUCUGAAUUUGUUUACCCCAUGUUAUGUUUUAAAUCAAAAGUCUGGGUAUUGCAUUAAUUUUCAUUAGAUACAUGCUUAUUUAAAAAUAUAAUGGUUAAUAGUUUAAAAGGUGCCACAUAUCUUAAUAUUUUAUAUAAAUUUAUAAUUAGAUUGUACAAGUCAUACACUGACCUUAUUCAUAAGAAAAUUACUUGCAUGGCAUCUUUAACAUGUGACUAUCACGGAAACUUUCAAAAAUCCGAGUCUACAACUGUAUAAUGUAUUCUUUACAUGGAAGCCUUUAAAAAAAGUUAGCUCCCCAGACUUUGUCAUUUGUUUUCAACAUUUGGAACAUCCUACUUGACAACUUGCUUCCUAGGAAUUGCAUUAAUAGCGGUUCUCUCUUUCUCACUUGUACAAAUUGACAUCAAGGAGUGUAAGGAGAAUCCUUCCAUCUUUUAGUCUAAUCUGAGGGACUAGGGGUGCUAUUAAAAGAACAAAUGAAGAGAUUUUCCAUGAAUGUCUAAUCUGUAUUGAAGAUGGAAUCCUAAAAUGGCUUUGAAGUUUAUCUAUCUUACAAAUAUAUUUUAGGCUUAAAUCCUCUCCUGUCUCCCCUUACUUAAGUCAUAUAAAAAUUACUGUUGCCUAAAUCUAAUGAAUAUGGAAUAUUUAUUUGGUCUUUGUGAAGGAUGAGGGAAGAGAAAUAUUUUUACCUUAAAGGCUUUAUGCCAACUUUUGGGCUCUGUAGGUGGCAUUCUGCUUUCAAAAAAACUGAAUUUGAUUUUAAAGCACCUAAUUUAUAGGCUGGAGAAGAUUAGUAAAUCCAUUAAAGAUUGUGUGUUAACUUGCUGGAGGUAUUUUGAGGUGUUAAAAGGUUUCCCACUUUAAGUAGUUAUGCAGUAAAUAAAGGCUUAAGAAAUUUCAUUGAAAUCAUAAGGCAGGUUUUUUUUUAAUUGGAAAAUUAUUGUAUAUUACUUAGUAGAGGAAUACCUAACUAAAGGGAGAGUUAAGUUGAAAUAUAAUUUGUUUAUUGACUGGUGAUGAAAUUUCUUUGUAUUUUUGAGAGAUUACUUUGUUAGUAUCUGUUACAGCUUAAUAAAAAUGAACUGGAUUUACUUUGG